GGGGAGAAAAGACAGGGGAGAAAGGAAUACGCGCUUGGCAUUUCUUUCUCUGCAACUUCCUUUUCUUCCCCUGUAUCCACAGAAUCAAAGCAAAACCCCCAAGGUUUUCAUCCAAAGGUUAAAAUUGCCACCUGCUUCUGUUGGAUUUGGUGCUGCUGAAGGAAGGUUUUGAUUUUGAUUUGUGGAUUCGAUCUCUGAAGUUGCGAUUUCCAUUGGGUCUUCCCUUGAUUACCCAUCUACCUGAAAAAUCAGCUUCUUUGUUUGUUGCAGAGAAAAGGGAAAUAUGGGGGAUGCUUUGGUUUCUAGGUAUUGGUGUUAUGUGUGUUCUCAGGUGGUGAACCCCAUCAUGGAAGUUGAGAUCAAAUGCCCGUUCUGCCAAAGUGGGUUUGUGGAAGAAAUGGAUAAUAGUACAGGAGGAGAGCAGGACAAUCACGAUGAUCUGGGAUCCGAUCGAGCUCUUUCUCUUUGGGUUCCAAUUUUGCUUGGGAUGAUGGGUAGUAUUCGUCGCCGGAGAUACAGAAGAGAAGAGGGUGAUGCCCAACAGGGAGAAUCUGAACAAGAGCGGGAGCUCGAAUCAAUUCUGAGGAGGAGAAGCUCAGCUGCCUUUCUUAACUUUCUUGGUCUUCGUGCUGGUAUUGCACCCGAAAUGGAAAAUUCUGAGAGUGAGAGGGAGAGGGAGAGGGAGAGUGAGCGUGUAAUCCUGAUCAAUCCUUUCAACCAGGCCAUAAUUCUUCAAGGCUCAUACAACAUGAAUCAAAACGAAAACCAGGGUCAUAAUGCUCCCAGUUCAUUGGGGGACUACUUUGGACCUGGUUUGGAUUUAUUGCUACAGCAUUUGGCAGAGAAUGAUCCUAACAGAUAUGGAACCCCGCCGGCACAGAAAGAAGCAGUGGAAGCAAUGCCAACUGUGAAAAUCACAGAAAGCUCACAGUGUUCUGUAUGUUUAGAUGAUUUAGAGAUUGGAGCUGAAGCGAAGGAGAUGCCCUGUAAACAUAAAUUCCAUAGUGGCUGUAUUCUUCCCUGGUUGGAGCUUCAUAGUUCUUGUCCAGUUUGUAGAUUUCAGAUUCCCGCUGAUGAAUCCAAGAUGGCUCCAGAUGGUUCUGGCACUAGUGAAUAUAGGGCUGAAAAUGGUGGUAUAGGUAUUGGUGGUGCUCUUGGUGCUGGUGGACAGGGAAGUGAAGAUAGUAGUGGGGGAAAUGGAAAUGGAAGAAGGUUACUGGUUCCUAUUCCAUGGCCUCUAAAUGAGUUGCUUUCUGUCUCAGGAUCACAAGGUGGUAAUAAUUUUUCUUCACAAUCAUCUCCAUCUUCUGCAGCAGGAAAUGCUUCUCAUACAGAUGAAAAUUGAAGAUAUUCAUGUAGCAUCCACCUCUUUCCUUUUUAACUUAUUUGGUUUUCUAUUUUUUUUUUUUUUUUCCUUUCUGUAUAUAGCCGGAUAGCCCGCCCUUUGUUUUUUACCUUUUGAGUGAAUUUCAGUUUGCGGAAGCUGGCUAUCUUCUCUGUUGUUAAUUUUCUGAAGAUCUUGAUGCCACUGUAAUGACUUGCUCUAUUAUUUCCUUUGUAUAUGUGUAUUAUCUCCCUGUCUAUUGUGUUGGAGAGCUAUAUUAACAACUCUGUUUUAUUGUU
Molecule: messenger RNA, 1623 nt
Organism: Nelumbo nucifera (sacred lotus)
Lineage: Eukaryota; Viridiplantae; Streptophyta; Magnoliopsida; Proteales; Nelumbonaceae
Product: RING/U-box superfamily protein
Biological process (GO): protein ubiquitination
Cellular component (GO): cytoplasm
Molecular function (GO): ubiquitin protein ligase activity
Source: RefSeq, a predicted model, not a curated record